Entrophospora sp. SA101 is the source of this 1644-nucleotide messenger RNA. The record is from the annotation of a GenBank genome assembly. Lineage: Eukaryota; Fungi; Glomeromycota; Glomeromycetes; Entrophosporales; Entrophosporaceae.
AUGUCACAUCAUUUGCCCACUUCCCCAAAAAUACAACCUCAAUUCACCACAUUAAAAACUAAACCUACUACACACCUUGUUUUAGAGGUUUCUUCGCCUGCUGCUGCUAGACGUAAUUCUUCAGCUGCUGUCUCUAUAAAAAGUUUUAACAGUGAUAUUCGCAUAAAAGAGAAUACUGCCGUUGACGAUUAUCUUAUGGGGCUCAUGAACAGAUCUGCCUCGAAUUCUUCUAAUGAACAACCGUCAAAUAAUUAUUUACCAGCAUUUGGAGGCACCAGAAACAUGUUUAAUGGUCAUAAGAGAAAAGCGUCGCAUAGUGAACAAGACAGUGAUUUAUAUUCAGAACUUUCAGAUAAAUCGAACACAUCAUCAGAUUCCAAUGAUUGUCUAAUUGCUAAUAAUGAGCUUUCAAAAGAUCGUUCAAAAUCUGAUUCCUCAAUGAAAGAAUAUUCUGGACAUCGACGUAAAUAUGGAAAUGAAGACCCAGGAUCUGCAUCUUGGACUAAACAUAGUAAACACUUUUUUAUAUUGAGUAGUGCAGGAAAACCUGUUUAUACACGAUAUGGAGAUGAAUCUCGCAUAUCGGGAUAUAUGGGAAUCAUACAAACUGUAAUUUCAUUUUUUAUUGAUGCUGGGGAUAAUAUAAGGUGUAUAAAUGCAGGACAACAUAAAUUUGUAUUUUUAUUGAAAGGACCAUUAUAUUUAGUUGCAGUUUCAAGGACUAAUGAAUCUGAAUUACAGCUUAGAGAACAAUUGAAUUAUUUAUAUAAUCAAAUAUUAAGCCAAUUAACUUCAAAACAAUUAACAAAAAUUUUUGAACAGAGAACAAACUUUGAUUUAAGAAAACUUCUUGGAGGAACUGAGCCUUUUUUUGACAAUCUUGCAACAUCUAUGAAUCAUGAACUUGGAUUUAUGUUAGGAUCAGUUCAAUGUGUUAGAAUGAGUAAAACAUUACGUGAUAAAAUUGGUAGCAUAAUGCAAUUUGCAAGAUCUAAAGAUCUUUUAUAUGCCAUGUUAAUAACAGAUAGUAAAUUAAUAACUUCGCUAGGACCUAGGAAGCAUAACUUGCACCCUUCAGAUAUUCAUUUGAUCUUUAACACUGUAAAUGGAUCAUCGUCAUUUAAAUCAUAUGAAUCAUGGGCACCAAUAUGUCUUCCGGGGUUUAACAGUAAAGGAUUCCUUUAUGUAUAUCUGUGUUAUAUAGCAGUGAAUACAUGUUUAGUAUUGAUAUCAACAGACAAAGAAAAAUUUUAUGAAUUAUCUGAAGCAAGAAAUGUGAUAUUUGAGAAAUUGGAAUCAACUGGUUCAUUAAAGGGAAUUGAGGAAGCUUUACAAAACGAUUCUUAUUCUAUUGAUGAUAUUGGUGUUCCAGGUUUACGACAUUUUAUAUAUAAGUCAACAAUUCAUGUACAGUUAUUUAAAUUGUAUCGUCAUGUACAUGAUCGUAUACAUUCUAAAUUUAGACCACUCAAAGUAUAUUAUUGUGUUAGUAAUUCUGAAACCAUACUAGGAUGGAUAACAUCAUCAUUUGAACUUUAUGCUUCAUUCAGGCCACACAUAUCAAAAACUGCUUUAACCACUUCAUCACAUGCAUUGCUGAAAUGGAUUAGAAAAGAAGAAGAAAAUUUAUUUAUAAUUAAUUAA